UUGCAGAAGGUCUCAAGAGGGUUCAGAGACGAUUCUGGCGUUCUCAGAGGGUUAAGGGGGUCUCAGUAGAAUUCAAUAAUUUCAGAGGAACUUAAGGGGUAGAAGAGGCUCUCAAAGGGUUCUACAGGAUUUCAGGGGCGUUCCAGAGGUAUCAGUGGUCUUAAGGUAUGGCCCCUGAUCCCACUGAUUUUUUUUUUUCAGAAACACCCCUUCAACGUAACACAAGACGUAACAUUGUAACGUGCAAGGGCUCAAUCUGAAUCAGAGGGUUUAAUCUGAGACCCUUCUGAAAUCCAAUGAUGAACUGUUUGACCUUGUGUUUGACUGACUCGUACAAGUUCUCAUCUUCUGGUAAUUUUAUCAAAGGUACUCUAGAAAUGCUAAAAGUUGGCCUGCGAACACCAUAAUAGUGUGUGGAACCUUUUGGACAGGGAAGUCCGUUUUUUUUGGACGUUUUCCGCUUGUAUCAAGGCUUGUAUUCAUUUAUUUCUAGCCAUGAAAUAUACACAAUCCCAGUAGCCCUGUCCUGAGAGUCCUGCCAAUCAACGAUCCUUGUAAAGAUGUCAUCCCGCGGAUCUGGCUCCACGUCCUCAGCCGAGAGCACCAACUCCUACCCCAGUCUGUACAGAUCUUUCCCAAGCCAGCGAACAUCAAUCGGUUCAUCAUCGAGCUCGGCCUUAUCCAUAACCUCUUCCAGUACAACACCAUCUCAAUCAGUUUCCAAGAUCCUCAACGUCCCACAACGUGAAACCACCUGCUCUACGAUUCCACCUCGUUUAAAAUGGGACCGCGAAGCUCCAGCACCGAACCGUCCUUACGAUUCCCGAAACUUUGACGCCCCAUUCAAACCUCUCCAGCCGUACUUGAGCGAACUUGGAGGUCUGGGCGUCCCGCCUCGUAAACCAUGCCACUCACCCAAACCGGACCCGUUCCGGAAGCGAACUCACGUAGACGAAAUCUUCCACAAGCGUGUCACGGAUGCCGGCGCCUUUUCCAUCACCGAACAACCCAAGACAAAUGUUUGCCUUCAGAUGAAAUCACCGGAAAUCGAGGAAGUUGCCGUGGAAGCCGUGAAAAGCGUGAUCCUUGCGGACAAUAUCAACUCCGAUGCAAACAGUUCGAGUGAGACAUCCGAGUCGGAUGGGGAUCUGUCGGAGAUGAGUUGGAGCGCGUUCCAACAGCAACCAAUGCGGAAUGAAGUGCUGAAGCAAUGCAAGCGAUCGUUCUUUCAAGCCCGGAAGGAACUGUUUAAGCUGCGACAGUACGAAGAUUACCUGGAGGAGAAGAAUAGACAACCGGAAGAGGUGGAGUCGUGGGAGAUAUCGUCGGAAAGUACUGUGCAAUCGGAGGAAUCGCUAGAGGAGGAUUUUCUAGGGAAGAAAGCAGAAGAAAUAGUGGUCGUAGAACCAAGCGAGACAGUCGAUGAAUACAAACCAACGGAGAUUAUGCACGAAGAUGAUAAACCGCACUUACAGGAACAUGAGCAGUCUUACAUGGACCGGAUUCGAGAGCACAUGUGGAGCAAGUACGAGGCGAAGGAACAACAGGAGAAAGAGGAUCAAGCCGAGCGGGAACAAUCACCGGAACCAUUGGAUGAAGAGGAAGUUCUGAAAAACCUUCCGAAGCAAGAUUACUUGAAUUUGAAAAAGCAUGAAUUGCGGCAGCAGCUAGCUGAUCGCUUGGAGGAGAUCAAUCUUUCGAUGAAGCGGGAACCGAAGGAACUUCCCCAGACGACGGUUCAAUUUGAAAAGUAUACGGAUGAGCUGAUGCGAGGACGCAGAGAAUUGCGCGAUGAAGCCUUGCUGGUCGAUGAGCAUUACAAGAAAGCUGGCUUGGAGAUCGACGUUCCAGAGAAGGAUCUAGAGCUGCGAAAAUUUCGAGCUGAGGACCACAAGAGUCAAACGGAAGAGUCGGAAGCGGAAGAAGAUGAGGAGAAGUUGACAGACGCAGAAGAAGAACCAAUCGUGCAUACUUGCAUGACGCGACUAGAGUGGGCACGUUGGAUAGGUCGGUGCACUAAAUUGGAGAAGCUGAAGUUACCGCAGGUGAAAAUUCCUCGCCUACCGAGGGUGGUUCACGAAUCGGAACAAAGUCCGAUAAGGAUGUACAUUAAGGGAUUGCACAAAGAAGAUAAAGAGUUGAAACGAGAGAAGAAAUCAAGUCAGGAGUCAUUACCAGCAGUAGAUGCAAAGCACAGGGAGCCGAAAGCUGUCAAGUGGCAGUUGAAGGAAAUGUUGUACGACAAGCCGAAGGAAUACAGGAUUUCCAAAUUCGUACCGUACAAGCCACCGAUACGGCCGUUUCCCGAGUUAGCAAAGGAUAGAUACAAAGUGAGUCAGGCGGGUCGUAGAAGACGACGCGAUCGGCGAAAAAACCACAUGGAUUGGAUCGAUCAGUUGGUGGAAGAAAUUUGUCAUCGAAAUUAUUUGUAAUGAAAUAAAUAAUCGCGUCAACGAAUAACAUUGAAUUCUUUCAAGGUGAACGAUUUCUUUAGAUAUUCGCCUAAACAUUUUUUUUAUUCCCUCUGAAAUCCUAGGGAUGUUUUUCGAAAUAAUCUUCUAGAUUCUUUCUUGAAUUUUAAUCCGGGAUUCCUCCUUUGAAUUCAUUCGUGAUUACUUACAAAAUCCUUACUCUGAAACCAAGAUUUCUCUUAAAGUUCCCUUGAAUUUAUCCCGGGUUUUUUUCCUGGAUGUUGGCUUGGAAUUUCUCAAGGGUUUCUGCAAAAGCUCCUCCCGGAAUUUUAUCCAUACACUUUCUUUGAUUUACUACCAAAGUUACUCGCUAGACCUCUUCAGGAGUCUCUCUACUAAACAGGAAAAAAUCCGAUACCUAAAACUAGCAAAAUGCCCUGACUAAAAUGUCCUCAAUACAGGUUCCCGCGGGGGUAAUUCUGACACCCGCGACAGGAUCAGAUUGGGUUGGCCAGUUCCACAAGUCUACUACCAGACACGAAUUAACCAGCUGGACAUUUUUUCCGCAGCACACCACCAUUAAACGACACGGCCGCUCGUGUAACACUUGUGUUAACAAGGUUCCUCUCACUAAACUUUCAAAAUCGCGAAUCGACCACUCUUCUGCUGUCGACUGUCGAGCUAGUCGAUUGCUGUAAUAGCUUUUCUGGUCGACUCGACAGUGAUAGCAGGUGAACCGAUUUAAUCGACUCGAGUUAUAAAAUAGCCCCUUGAGUCUUAAAUACGAAAGAAAUGGUUUUAUGCUACGAAAAUGCACCAUUAAAAAGGUUAUACCAUCUUGACUCAUUUGGUCGUAACGCCUGUUUAGAAAUUUAGAUUUGGAUUACUUAAAUUUAUUAAAAUGGCAAAUUAGGUCAUGGAAUCAUGAAGCUUAUGAACUUAUUUCAUAAACACAUAAGCACGAUUCAUGAUUCUAUAAUUUGUCAUUUAUGAUCGUGUUUAUGAUUCAUAUUUUGGUGACCCAAAAUGCAGAGACAUGAAAUCAUGAUGCAUACAUUUUGUAACAAACCAUUAGCCUAAUUCAUGAAAACAUAAGCAUAAUUCAAUCAUGACAGUGAUGAGAUGAAUUGAGAUUGUUAUUCAUGAUUCAAAUAUCGUUAAAGUAAAUAAAAAAAAAAACAACAUAUAAACAUUAUUCGAGUCGGGUAUUUCGGCCAGCCUUUAUCAAUAUCAUAACCAAAGCAAGUUCAAGAGUCUUACGGUCUUGAAGUGGGUUGUAGGCCCGUUGCUCGUAGGAAAUCGAUAUGGCUAUGGCUGGAAGAACCAGUCCAGCUAUUCCACUCCAUUCUUUUCCUGCAAAUAUGUAAAAACCCUAACUUAACAAAACAUGCCGAUCAAAUACAAAAAACGCUUUGGCCUAGGCUUCGGCAAUAUUUUUUACACGCGCUUCUAAUAUUUAGUUUUUUUCAAUACCUCACUAAUUUACCACCUCAAACUCGGAGAAUAUAAAAAUGAACGAUCCAACGGGACGUCUUGAUGAAGAUGAGCCAUGAUUCUAUUACUAAAAGUUAUGUUUACAAGAAUCAGAGCAAAUGGUUUCAUGAUUAUGAGUCAUAUUAUAUUUUAAACGAGAAUAGCUUCGCGUCACGCUUUUUGCAAUAAUGACUUCUGGCAGUUUUUUCUUUGUUAUGGCCAUGUAAAAGAUUAUAAUUUUUAGUCAAGAAUCGUCAGUAGUCAUGAUAUCAUGAAGCGGUGAGGUUUAUGAUUUCAUUACUUUUUGGUCAUGAAUUCGACAACGAUUUUUACCCGUUUUUUCAGAUUUCUGCUAAAGCUCCUCAUUACAUUCAGAGAGAUUUUUUUCACAUUAUCGCACCUCGUGUUUCUCGCGGGAUUCCUCCCGGAGUUCCUCCCAAUAUUUUCUCAGAGUUCCUUUCGAGGAAAAGCCCUAUUUCGGAAUUGCUGUCUAAAUGUUACUCCGUGCAUUUUCGCGGGGCUUUAUAAGAGUUUUCUUUUUCUUAACACACGAAACUACACAUAUCUUUUUAGAGGUUUUCUGGGAUUUCUCACGUCUAUUUUUUUUGGGAUCCUCCUGGAAUUUUCCUAAUAUUUCCUCCCGGCAUUUUUUUCCGAAAGUUUUCCCCUGACUACUGAAACAAUUGCAUAACAUGUGCAAAGGGCCUAAGUGUAAACAAACAUGUUUUUGUUGAUCCACGCUUAUCAGGGAAGAGCAAACUUCAAGCUAUCUGUGAGUGGUAUGGGUAUGCAUGGAUUGAUCGUGUAUUCAAAAAAAUCAUAUCUCAAAAACAAAACAACAUACAUUUCUGAUUUUUUGAUAUGUUACGCCAAAUUUCCUGAAUUUUCUGAUAAAAAUAUGAAACCAGGGUACCUCUUUGGUCCCGAGACCACGAAAACGUGAAAAGCUAAUAUAUUUGCAUAUUUUAUGGUACUCUUUACAUUUUAUCCCCUUUAACGUAUUUUUCCUGAAAAUUACAAUUCAAUAGCUUUCAAACAAAAAAAGAAGUUUAAAAUCGGUCAAAUGGUUCAAAAGUUACGAUUUUUUGAAAAUUUUUAGUUUUGAAAAACCUUGAUUUUUUGGACCACCCUAUAUGAAAAUUGGUCAC
This is a messenger RNA of Aedes albopictus (Asian tiger mosquito), 5032 nucleotides long. Its product is annotated as trichohyalin-like. The transcript has a single exon. The record is from RefSeq and is a predicted model, not a curated record. NCBI's taxonomy places the organism in Eukaryota, Metazoa, Arthropoda, Insecta, Diptera, Culicidae. Bases 561 to 2432 code for a protein of 623 amino acids.